Molecule: messenger RNA, 1247 nt
Organism: Lotus japonicus
Lineage: Eukaryota; Viridiplantae; Streptophyta; Magnoliopsida; Fabales; Fabaceae
Product: plasmodesmata-located protein 1-like
Exons: 2
Coding region: 91-975 (294 amino acids)
Biological process (GO): plasmodesmata-mediated intercellular transport; transport of virus in multicellular host
Cellular component (GO): plasmodesma
Source: RefSeq, a predicted model, not a curated record
AAAACAACCCUGAAUAGCCUUCUAGAAAUCAGAGAGAAAAAUAUUAAAAAACAGAGAAAAGCUUUGCUUUCUUUUCCAACAAUCUCCAAAAUGGGAAUACUCAGAACAAAACGCUUCACUCUCCAAUUUCUGAAGCCCUUUCUCUUCAUGCUCAUCGUUCUUGGUCCUACCACCGCACCAACCUCAGCUGCUGAUUACACCACCCUGGUCUACAAGGGUUGUUCACAGCAGAAGCUUCAAGAUGGGAACUCCGACAAUCUCAAAACGCUGCUAUCUUCUCUGGUCGCCGAGUCAGGGCAAAAGGGUUUCGCCGCCAUAACCGCCGGGAACGCUGUCUCCGGCGCGUACCAAUGCAGGGGUGACCUGUCAAACUCCGACUGCCACUCCUGCGUCAGCGAGAUUUCCAACUCGCUCGGCCGACUCUGCGGUGGCGGUGACGUGGCGGCGGCGCGGGUUCAGCUCAGCGGGUGUUAUCUCAGGUACGAGGAUGUCGGGUUCAAGCAGGUGUCGCAGGAUCAGCUGCUGUACAAGGUGUGUGGCUCCAGGAAGGUGGUUGACGGCGGCGGGUUUGAGGCUAGGAGGGAUGCGGCGUUUGUGAUGGUGGAGAAUGGGUUGAAGAUCGGUGGGGGUUUGUUCUACACGGGGAGUUAUCAGUCUCUGUAUGUGCUAGGGCAAUGUGAGGGGAAUUUGGGAAGUGAUGAUUGUGUUGCUUGUGUGAAGAGUGCUGAGGAUGUUGCUAAAGCUCAGUGUGGUGAUUCGAUUUCUGCACAGGUUUAUCUGUAUAGCUGCUAUAUCAGUUAUAGCUUUUACCCUAAUGGAGUUCCCACCAUCGCAUCUUCUUCUCCAGGCGGGCAUCAACACACUUCCAGGACAGUGGCUAUUGCAGUGGGAGGUGUUGCAGCUUUUGGAUUCUUGAUUGUUUGCUUGAUGUGUCUCAAGUCAGUGUUGAAGAAAAGAAGUGGUAGCAAGUAUUGAGGCUGAAUCUGGAUUGUAUAUACCUCAAGGAUUCAAUGAUGCAUAGAUCUAGUUUUGACAUCUUAGUUGGUGAAUGAAUAUACCUUAUGCCUUUGUAUAGCUCUGCUCAAAGGGGAUUAAAGUGAAAUUCUUGUUUAGUGAAUGAAUCCGAUUUGUGGUAGGUAUGAAUGGGGAGUUUGAAACAGAAGUUUAUUGGCUGGUGUGUGAUGGAUUUCUGUCCCCACCAUAUGACUUUUAACAAAUGAGAAUAUGAGAUCACACCUUUAUUUUUA